UUACCGAUCAGUCACUUAGGACGGCAGCUUCAAACUACGACCCUACUAUGUCUGUACACACCCUGGUCCCUUCAAUGUUUGAGAAACCGCAGGAUGUCCUGUCAAUGAGCAACUCGGCUUCAAUCCUUGAUGACGACUCCGCGACCACGAGAACAGCAAUGAAGAUCAAAAAAAUCUUUGGUGAUGAUGCUCCUGAACAUAUCAUCAGCACCAAACCCUGGUAUCUACGCCCCAACUACAUGAAGAAUGACAUGGUCAUCGAUGUGGAUGCUUGA
Molecule: messenger RNA, 275 nt
Organism: Suillus paluster
Lineage: Eukaryota; Fungi; Basidiomycota; Agaricomycetes; Boletales; Suillaceae
Exons: 2
Coding region: 48-275 (75 amino acids)
Source: RefSeq, a predicted model, not a curated record